AUGACGGCAAACGCUGGGGCUGGCCGUCGUUAGAAAUACAAAAUUCAGGAGCGCUUUAAAGCACUAGUUCACACCACUGUCCCCUUCAUAUGAGUUGCACGUGACGAAGGCGCGUCUGUUUCACUGCCUGGAUAUUUUUCCUUCCCCCAACCCCCAUACCAGUUUAGCAGCUCGGAGGAGCAGCGGACGCCUGUGUUGGACGGUUCGAGUGAGUGAGUGAGAGCCUUUCCCACAGCGGUCCAGAACCUUCCAGCAGCCGCCUCCCGAGACGGAGCCCACUCCCGGCUCCUUAUGUCCCGUAAAGAAAACGACGCUGAGUACAGCUUAAGGGACCUGAGCGGAGAGCGGUGGAUCAGGCCGGAGGGGCAGCGGGAGGCGCUGGGCGAGCGGACUCUGAUCAGACCGGCAGACGGCGGCGGGAAUAACAACAACAACAACCGCUCGUUGGCGGCCAUGGCAACCGGGGCGGGGGGCGAGCUGGAGCGGGCCGCCCGGAGGCAGUUCCAAGGCAGCGAUAACCCCCGGUUCGUCUACGUCCUCGCCACGUUCGCGGCCCUGGGCGGAUUCCUGUUCGGCUACGACACCGGAGUCGUGUCGGGCGCUCUGUUGCUGCUCAAGAAAGAGUUCGCCCUCAACGAGCUGUGGCAGGAGCUGGUGGUCUCGGCCACUGUGGGAGCGGCGGCCAUCUCGGCGCUGGCCGGAGGCCUCCUCAACGGCUACUGGGGCCGGAGACCUUGCAUCCUGCUGGCCAGCCUUCUCUUCACGGUGGGGGCGGCGGUGAUGACGGCUGCCAGCGACCGCUACACCUUGUUGUCCGGACGCGUCGUGGUGGGAUUAGGCAUCGGACUGGCUUCCAUGACUGUGACAGUAUACAUUGCAGAGGCUGCACCUUCCCAUCUCCGAGGACGAUUAGUUACCAUUAACACCCUUUUCAUUACUGGAGGACAAUUUUUUGCAAGUGUCAUUGAUGGAGCAUUUAGCUACCUUGAAGCAAAUGGCUGGAGAUACAUGCUUGGUCUUUCAGCUGUCCCAGCCAUUAUCCAGUUCGUGGGAUUCCUUUUCCUUCCAGAAAGUCCACGAUGGCUAAUGCAAAAAGGCAAGACACAGAAAGCACGCAGAGUCCUGAGUCAGAUUCGUGGAACCCAAAAUAUUGAUGAUGAGUAUGAGUGCAUCAAAAAUAGCAUUGAGGAAGAAGAGAGAGAAGCAGGAGGAGGUGAUACUGUAUUGUGGAAGAUGGUAACCUACCCUCCAACCCGUAGAGCGCUGAUAGUUGGAUGUGGAUUACAGCUCAUUCAGCAACUUUCUGGUAUCAACACAGUAAUGUAUUACAGUGCUACCAUUUUACAGAUGUCAGGAGUCCAAGAUGACACAUCAGCAAUCUGGUUGGCAGCAGUGACAGCAUUCACAAACUUCCUUUUUACAUUGGUUGGAGUUUGGCUGGUUGAGAAGGUAGGACGCAGAAAGCUCACCCUGGGCAGUCUCACAGGAACAGCAUUGAGCCUUGUGAUUCUAGCAGUUGGAUUUUUGUUAUCAGCCCGAGCCUCACCAUCUAUAACUCUCCAUCCCAGAGACCCUUCAGGCCAUAAUGGCAGUUGUGUUCAAUACAAAUCUUGUAACAAUUGUAUGUUGGACCCAAACUGUGGCUUCUGUUUUAAAAUGGAAAGUCCCAAUGUUACUGAGUCAUCCUGUGUUCCUGUGAGCAACAAGUCUGAAGCAGUGGCUGCCUGGGGCAGAUGCAGCAAUGUGUCAGAGUUUAAGAAAGAAGGAUUAUUUUGGGCAUACAACUUCUGCCCCACAGUAUAUUCCUGGACUGCGUUAUUGGGUCUUAUCCUAUACCUUGUCUUUUUUGCACCCGGAAUGGGUUCUAUGCCUUGGACAAUAAAUUCUGAAAUAUAUCCAAUGUGGGCACGAAGUACAGGGAAUGCUUGUUCUUCUGGAGUCAACUGGAUUUUCAAUGUCCUUGUGUCAGUGUCAUUUUUGCAUUUGGCACAACAUCUUACUUAUUAUGGUACUUUCUUUUUGUAUUCCGGACUAACCACCUUGGGGUUGUUCUUCGUCUAUGGAUGCCUUCCAGAAACUAAAGGAAUAAAGUUGGAGGAAAUUGAGAGCUUGUUUGAGAACAGGCUAUGUACAUGUGGCCUUUUGGAUUCUGAUGAAGCUUCUAGUCCACUUUGUCAAAGAAUUGAAAGUGAAGAUGACAUUAUAUGGUACACAGGUGGGCAAACAAACAUGUAUUCUGAAUUUAAUGAUUUGCUGCUGACAUUAGGUUCUAUGUCUAUCAUUGAAGUGAAGAUAAAAGAUGUAGCGUAAAAACAUUUUAGAUUAUCUUGGUAUAAUAUUUUACAUCCAAAUAAUUCUCAAAUAUAACCUUUUGAAAUAAGGCAGCCAUAUUAGCUUGGGCAGUUUACUAGUAUGUGGUAUGCUACAGCAAUAUUAUUCGCAGUAGCCUGGUGAUGUCGUGUAUUAGUCUACCAAUAUUCUGUGACACGUAGGAUGUUUAUAUUUUUCUCCCUCUUGGCAAAAACAGAUCUUGUCUAGGUCUUCAAUAAGUUGAGGAAUUUUCUCAAGCAAGAGAAUGAUCAAGUUUGUCAACUUCACCCACUCACAUAAAUCUAGAGGUCAGAUACAGAACAAGUUGGCAAGAAACGUGCUUGUCUAGCAUCUUGAGAGUGAAUGUUUUAUGAACCUAAAUUUAGUAGAAUAUAAUUUUUAGCUUUGAAAGAGGAGGGGUUUGUUAAAAGAAUUACUUAAAAAGUCUACGUAUUAAUUGUGGUCAAAAAUUGCAUUUCUAGUGCCUAACACCAUUGGCACAUAGUCCAUUAUGGAUUUAAAUGUGGAAAACCCAUUUUAACACAACUUUUAUGUACGUUUUUGUUAAAGUAAUUUUUCAGUUUUCUCUCAAUUUAGUAAAACGCAUUUCACUACUCUGAGCAGAAUUUUAUAGCUCCGGUGUGGCAGGGGUGGGGUUGGGAAAUAUGGCAAGCCAUUCAAAACUCCACUUAAUUCGGCAGGACCAGAAAAUCCCGCCAGCGGGAAGGACCAUAAAUUUCUGCCCAAUGCUGCAAAUAGUCUUAAAAAUAUCUGUAACCAUAGAACUGAACCCAUUUAUUAUGUUAGAAAACUGAUAUUUAUUAAUGUUUUUGAGGUUUUGUUUGAAUAGAUUUCUGUGAAAUUUAAUAUUAGCGGUGCCCAAAUACAUUAUUACAAAAUCUAUAUUUUUCUAAAAUCACAGAAAUACAGCAAACGGUUUUUAUCUUCGAUUGGUUCUAUUAAUUUGCUUAUCUAGAAAUAUUUUUUCAGCAUGCAAUUUGCACUGGUGGUGGUGUUUGCAGUUGCUAUAUCUAAGUUAGCACACGUGGCCUUUUAAUGUUCUAACAGUGCCAGCAAUCAUUUUACAGUGCUUGUGAGGGCUAAUAGUUUGAAUUGGAGCAGCAUCUGAUUGUAGCAGCUCUGUAAGUGUUUCCCAGUGACUUAUAGGGACCAAAGAGAGAGUAAAACAAGUAUUCAUUGGAUCAGGGUACGCAUUUUCAUAUUUUUCAUUUUAUGCACAUAUUUUGUGAUCUGAUUAGAGAUUCAUAUUUUAUUGGAAUUGGAGGCCAACCAUCUAGUUAACUUUUUACCAAAGAAUGGUUUUCUUAAACUUUGGGCACUCCAUCAUCUGUUCUCCUUUUUGUAGUGAAAAAUGCACACGUAGAAGUAAUUGUGAAAAAAAGUAUGCCUUAUUUAAAUGUAAUGGAGAAACUACAUUGCUAUAUCCCUCAGAGGUAGAUCGUUUUUUAGUAUAGAAUCAGUGUUGACUUAGUAUAGUAAAAUAUUAUAUAGCAA
This is a messenger RNA of Carcharodon carcharias (great white shark), 3825 nucleotides long. RefSeq names its product proton myo-inositol cotransporter (gene slc2a13a). The coding region runs from base 292 to 2310 and encodes 672 amino acids. The record is from RefSeq and is a predicted model, not a curated record. Gene Ontology annotation, molecular function: myo-inositol:proton symporter activity. NCBI's taxonomy places the organism in Eukaryota, Metazoa, Chordata, Chondrichthyes, Lamniformes, Lamnidae. The transcript has 11 exons. Gene Ontology annotation, biological process: transmembrane transport. Gene Ontology annotation, cellular component: membrane.